Cladophialophora yegresii CBS 114405 is the source of this 1578-nucleotide messenger RNA. RefSeq lists its product as uncharacterized. NCBI's taxonomy places the organism in Eukaryota, Fungi, Ascomycota, Eurotiomycetes, Chaetothyriales, Herpotrichiellaceae. The transcript has a single exon. The record is from RefSeq and is a predicted model, not a curated record. The coding region runs from base 1 to 1578 and encodes 525 amino acids.
AUGCAACCUAAGCCUCCAGAUGAUGCAAGCUCAGAUCCCAGUCUCAGUCGAACGGACGUCGGUGGUACCAUAUCCAGCGAAUCUGAAUCACGCCCUGUCGAGCCGUGGCUGAGUGAGCGUGCUCGAGCCGAAACCGAACCAGCCUACAAAUCAAGGAGGCCUGCUCCGCUCCACGAGAUUACCCCCUUGGUCAAGUCCCCUACAGCACCGCAACCUUCGCCAAGCGGUAGCAUUGGACGAAGCUUAGGUAGACUAUUCAGUCGACGUCGGUCCCAAUCCGCCACUUCUCGGCGAGAUGUUGUACGACAGGCUCUUAGCGACGAAUCAGAGCCCUUCGACAAGAGUCUUGCAGGCCAGAGUGUGUUCAGUCCGGGUAGCGAACGGUCGUUCUUCACAGCAGAACCUUCCCCUCUCGCCACUUCACCAUUAAGGGCACCCGAGCCUUCACCUAGCCAUGAAGAGUCUUUGAAGGCACUUGAAGGGCUGGCGCUUGAAUCAACCACUGCUGUCCCAACAGCUGCGUUCGUCGAGUCUGCCGCCGAGCCAUCAAAGAGGUCGGGACAGGUACUACCUUCCGAUCUCGACGUAACAAACUCGCCAGAGCCAUUCGUAACGUCCGAGAUUCCCUCUGCCCCUGAAGGGUCGGAGCUGAUUGAGGCUCUCCGACGUGUUUCCAUGGACUCGGCCUCCUCUUAUGGCUCCAUUGGCUUUACUGAACGUACAACAAGCUCAAGGUCGACUGCGCCUCAGGUGGAUCCAAUCCCAAUCGAACCGUUCAGCUCGCCAGACCUUGCACUGCUCAAGAACAGCAUCGUCGAUAUACCUGCACCACUGAGACCAAAGCUACCAGAGCUGUCAGCCGAAUCACCCACAGAUCCUCUAUUUCAAAAAGGGCGCCUGUCUCCAAUCCCGGACUCAGGGUAUCACCCACAAGAUUCCCUCGAUGCCUUGCCCUCGAUCCACGUGGAGCCAGAGACGAACCCAGAACCAACGCAGGCUCCAGAGCCUCGGCCACCAAUGCGCAGCAAGGCCAAACUGUCGGUACCAAACAAGGGUGUGUGCCGUGGCUGUUCUCAGCUCAUCCUCGUCGGACAGAAGUCAGUGUCAAGUGCAGACGGGCGACUCACGGGCCGUUACCACAAAGACUGCUUUGUUUGUCAAACUUGCAAAUCUUCCUUCCCGACUGCCGAGUUCUACGUUCACAACGAUCACCCUUACUGUGCACACCACUAUCACGAGCUCGAAAAUUCUCUGUGUGCUACGUGUGGGAAUGGCAUAGAAGGCCUAUACAUGGAAACAGCCAAUGUGGCAGGCCGAGGAAAAGAGAAACACCACCCGGACUGCUUGAAAUGUACGACUUGCAAAAUCCGAUUGGAUCACGAUUACUUUGAGCUUUCCGGCAAGGUGUACUGCGAACGAGAUGCAUUUAGACUUGCAAGCUCGCCAAAGUCACCCUAUAACGCACCCAGUCGUCCGAGUCCCUUGGUUCGAGAAUACAUCUCCAGCGGAGACCCUGGACUCGUGAAGGGCAGGAACUUCCCCGAGCGAAGAACGACCAGACUUAUGACCAUGGAUUAA